Messenger RNA from Penicillium vulpinum, 2280 nucleotides. RefSeq names its product putative lipoxygenase. Gene Ontology annotation, molecular function: metal ion binding; oxidoreductase activity, acting on single donors with incorporation of molecular oxygen, incorporation of two atoms of oxygen. Bases 1 to 2280 code for a protein of 759 amino acids. Lineage: Eukaryota; Fungi; Ascomycota; Eurotiomycetes; Eurotiales; Aspergillaceae. The transcript has 3 exons. The record is from RefSeq and is a predicted model, not a curated record. Gene Ontology annotation, biological process: lipid oxidation.
AUGGGUCAAAACGCCACCCCACUGAAUCCUGGCGUCGUGCUUGGCCAUACCGCUACCCAGGGGAAAUGGCCUAGGGAUCCCGAACAACUUGCUGUCAACGGCUUUGACAGCGGCGUAUUCAUCAAUGAACUGGCGAAUAUUCAGCUUUUGCCGGGGAGACUCGAAUCCUUGAGUGACGGCGACAGGGAGGCUUUCCAGCAAAAUCCUGAGAAUCUACAUUGGAAGGCCUAUGAGCAAGGGCCGUCUCUGAUUGAGGAAGGGACAUAUCGAGGGACUCGAUUGGCGCUUACCAAAAUCUACGAUCUUAUAGAGCAGCGCUUUGCAUCUUUCAUGGACGCAGCCAAUUUUGAACCAUUGGUUCCAUCCCCUCUGACCAGAGAUGAGAAAAGAAAGUUCUUCGCUUUCACAGAUGGCUCAGACGGUUACCCACCCCAUCUCAACCUUGCUGGAAAUGUGACAGCAGCAGAGAAGGAGAAAGGCGAGGCUCAGAAAUCAACACUCCAACCAUCUGAAAUUUUUAACAAGAUGCGCCUGCUUCAGUUAAGCACACUGUUACCCAGCGUUGUGCCUAAUAAAUACAAAAGGGCAGCUGCUCAGGGAGCCUCAUGGGCUUGGUUUGGAUCUAUGGGUACACCAGAUGCAGGGGAAAAGCUCGAAGAUGUGGAAAACUACAACAAGAAAGCUCGCGGGCGGUCGCAUCGUGAGGAUAUUUUCGAUCUCCCUAACGUGGGCGAUUUGGAAGAUUGGUACAGUGAUGCCCGGUUUUCCCAGCAGCACUUUACAGGGACAAAUCCUACAACGAUUGAACGGGCUUCAGAUAGUUGGAUAAAUCACUUUAUCAAAGCUGCGAAAACACCAGAGGAUGCAGCGGUGUCCUUCACCAUCACUGAUCUCAAUAAUAGCUGCAAAGAGUCUUUGUAUAUGCAAGAUUACAGCUACUUUCGCGAGGCUGCUGGGCUGGAUCCAACUGCCGUCAUCAGGUGUGAGUUUGACGACCCAAAUGAGAAGGAUAAGAGCAAGAAGAGUUAUCGCUAUGGUUGCGCAUCGGUCUGUCUCUUUUAUCUCAAUGAUAAAGGUCAGCUUUACCCGCUAGCUAUUGUCAUCGACUGGCGGGGCAGUGCUGAGAGAUCUGUGACAAUCUAUAACCGGGAACUGAUCAAGCGGAAGAACAUCCGGUCAGGAAGCGAAAAUCAUGACCAAAAGCAGAAGGUAACCGAUGAGGCCCAUGACUGGCCUUGGAGAUAUGCCAAGACCUGCGUGCAAUGUAGCGACUGGCUUCGACAUGAAGUUACCGUUCACCUUACAAAUACCCAUCUAAUUGAAGAGGCCACCAUUGUCGCCUCUAACCGACAACUUGACCCGGACCACCCUGUGAUGAGGUUACUCUAUCCGCACUGGCAGAAGACCCUGGCACUCAAUGCGGCUGCCCGAAACACUCUUGUUCCCCAUGUUAUUGUCGAGUUGAUCGGCUUUCAAGCAAAGGAGGCAUAUACGUUUAUCCGACACGCGUAUACGGAGUUUGACUUUAAGAAACGUUACGUACCAACAGAUCUCAGUGAACGUGGAUUCCCUCCGGAGCAACUCGACCAUCCAAAGUUUCACAACUACGCCUAUGCUAGAUGUAUCCAUAGCAUGUGGUAUAAGAUCAGGAGCUACGUGGAAGAGAUGCUCGCUCUAGACUACCCACAGCCCAGUGCUGAUGAAAAAGUCCUGCAUGACGAACGUAUCCAGGCCUGGUCUGCAGAGAUGCGAAGUUCCGAUGGCGGAAAUUUGCCGAAAUUUCCGACUAUCAGCACGUUCACGGAGCUGGUCGACUGUGUGACUAUGUGUAUUCACAUUGCUUCCCCCCAACACACGGCUGUCAAUUAUUUGCAAAACUACUACCAGUCAUUCGUGGUCAACAAACCUCCCUGUCUCUACACUGAGCUCCCAGACUCUCUGGAGAGCCUACUUGGCUACACCGAAAAAGAGCUUGUCCAGGCGCUUCCUAUGAAUCACACUCGGGAAUGGCUUCUUGCUUCACAUACACCCUAUCUGCUCAGCUUCAAACCGGGAAACAAAGAGAGCCUGAUUAUCUAUGCUGCUUCAAAGUUUAGAGUGUAUCACAACAAGACAUCGGAGAAGGAUCAGGCCAUUGCAAAAGCGACCGGAAGGUUCUACACAGCGCUCGCUGACAGCGAAGAAGAAUUCAAAGGUUAUGGGCAAGCGACGGAUGAUUGGGACUCCAUACCGUAUGAGGUUUUGAGCCCAGAGUGGAAUGCAGUGUCCAUUUUGAUUUAA